Molecule: messenger RNA, 851 nt
Organism: Pocillopora meandrina
Lineage: Eukaryota; Metazoa; Cnidaria; Anthozoa; Scleractinia; Pocilloporidae
Source: the annotation of a GenBank genome assembly
AUGGCGUCUCAGCUAAAUGCUUUCAGCACUAACAUUCAAUUUUCCGAAUAUUUCUUCUCGUUGGAUGGUCCAACAAAACACAGAUAUUGCGAGAAAGUAAAUGAGAUUGGCUUUGAUCCUUAUGCGCUGAAAAAGUCUGAUUUUUCUGAAGAUUUUGCAAUGAUUCCUCGGGUUGAGUAUCCGGACAUUGUGAAUUAUUUAGUCUUGCAAACAUCGUGGGCUACCAAUCAACAGAUGAAGGCAUACAAAUCAAUGGAUACAUUUAAUUUUUUUGUAUCUGGCUGGGUUAAUGUGCUGCAGAUGAAAGAAGUUAGUGGAGGCAAAGUAGUUGUUUUUGCAAGGGUAAGCUAACCGAAAACGUACACUGUGGCAAUAGAAACCACGCAUUAUUAUGACUUGUUUUGUGAAGAUAAAGCUAAUAACAGUUAGCAGAAAAGAAUGGAACUGUGCUAACUGGUCACUGUAUGGCUGGUCUGAGUGAAGCGUGUUCUCACAUUGGUGCUAUGCUGUUUGCUUGUGAAACAGGGCCAAGAAUGCAGAACUCCGUGACUUGUACCGGAUCAGAAAACAAAUGGCUAAUGCCAUGUCAUGUGAAGGAAAUACCAUAUUUACCUGUGUCAGAAAUGGACUUGUCAUCUGCUAAACAGAAACAUGCUCUCCUCACUAACAAAGGAAAGGUUCCAAUGACAUUAAGGGACCUUCCUGUGAACAAAAACAGGGGAAUAAGACCCACAACAGAGGAACAAAACAAUUUUUUUUUAACAUUAGCAAGUGUGAAGGCAAGCCUGCCAUUUUGUCCCUUAUUGAACCAUACAAUGAAUUGUUUGUGGCUCAAGAGGAAGAGUACAUGA